AUGAUGCACUAUGUUAGAAUGUACAUUAUGAAAAAAAACAAGGUGGCGGUGGUGCUUCGGGUGGCGGCCGGCCGGCCGUCCCUGUGCGGAGGCGGAGGCGGAGGCGCCACUCCCCCUCAAGGGGUGGUUCUCAUCUCCAACUCUCUCAAACUCUUUCUUCCUCUUUUCUCAAAACCUCCACGAAAGGGGCAUACAUUAGGCUCUACCACAUACAUUCAACAAGCAAUUCAUACAAGAAAAUUCAUGGAUGUGGCAUGGAGAAGAUGGAGGAGAAAGAAACCUGGAAAACUUCAAGAGGUUGACUCCUAUAGCUCGAUUCAUUUAGUUUCAAAGCAAGCUAAAGGUUGGAGAAGCAUCCCUGAACUUCAAGCAAGCUGUACAAGUCCUCACAUUGCACUGAAAGUCCCUCCAUUGUCAGACACGAUCCAAGAUGAACAGGUGAACACCAUGGCGGAAGAAUGA
Molecule: messenger RNA, 462 nt
Organism: Vicia faba (fava bean)
Lineage: Eukaryota; Viridiplantae; Streptophyta; Magnoliopsida; Fabales; Fabaceae
Source: the annotation of a GenBank genome assembly